This is a messenger RNA of Hydra vulgaris (swiftwater hydra), 1734 nucleotides long. RefSeq names its product dihydrolipoyl dehydrogenase, mitochondrial. The record is from RefSeq and is a predicted model, not a curated record. Gene Ontology annotation, molecular function: flavin adenine dinucleotide binding; dihydrolipoyl dehydrogenase (NADH) activity. Gene Ontology annotation, cellular component: mitochondrion; oxoglutarate dehydrogenase complex. NCBI's taxonomy places the organism in Eukaryota, Metazoa, Cnidaria, Hydrozoa, Anthoathecata, Hydridae.
GCGUGUUGUUUUCAAGCCGUCGACAUUUGUCAUCAUCUACGGGAAUUUCGGUUAAAAAAGAAUAGCGUUUGCGUUUUUUAUCUGCUGUAAAUUACAAACGAAAAUGCAAAAAACGUAUUCAGCUGCCCAAGUUUUCCUUAAAAGUUCAUCAAAUAAAUCGGCAUUAAAAACAGCAUUAAAAAGUACAACUGUUCUUGGAAAAAACUAUGCAACAUCAACUCAAGCUGAUGCUGAUCUUGUUGUUAUUGGGUCUGGACCUGGAGGUUAUGUUGCUGCCAUAAAAGCUGCACAAUUAGGUUUAAAGACAUAUUGCGUUGAAAAAAAUCCUACACUCGGAGGAACCUGUCUAAAUGUAGGUUGCAUUCCUUCCAAAUCAUUACUCAACAAUUCCCAUUACUACCAUGUUGCCAAAAAAGAAUUUGCUGAUCGUGGAAUAAAAUGUGACAAAGUUGAACUAGAUCUUACUAAAAUGAUGAAAGCUAAAUCUGACUCUGUCACUGGUCUUACUAAUGGAAUUGCAACUCUUUUUAAAGCAAACAAAGUUAACCGAGUGGAUGGAUUCGGUUCUAUCAGUGGACCUAACCAGGUAACUGUUUCUAAGUCUGAUGGUAGUAAGGAAGUUAUAACCACAAAAAAUAUUAUGAUUGCUACUGGUUCAGAAGUCACUCCAUUUCCUGGUAUUGAGAUUGAUGAAAAGACAAUUGUAUCAUCUACUGGUGCACUUUCUUUGAAAGAAGUUCCUAAACGCAUGGUAGUAAUUGGUGCUGGUGUCAUUGGUGUAGAGCUUGGUUCUGUAUGGCAGAGAUUAGGUUCAAAAGUAACUGCUGUUGAGUUUCUUGAUCAUAUUGGAGGCAUGGGUAUUGAUCUUGAAGUCUCAAAACAGUUUCAGAAAAGUUUAACUAAGCAAGGGAUGGAGUUUAAACUUGGCCACAAGGUUACUGGAGCAGCUAAGCAACCUGAUGGUAGUCUUAAAGUAACUGUAGUAAAUAACAAAACUGAAAAAAAAGAAGUUAUUGAAUGUGAUGUUCUUUUGGUUUGUGUUGGGAGAAGACCAUUUACCAAUGGAAUAGGCCUUGAGCAGUUAGGAAUUAAAAGAGAUGAAAAAAAUAGAAUUAUUGUUAAUAGCAGAUUUCAAACCGGAAUUCCUUCUAUAUAUGCUAUUGGUGAUGUAAUACAUGGUCCUAUGCUUGCACACAAGGCAGAAGAUGAAGGUAUUUUUGCAGUAGAAGGUAUAUGUGGCAGUGCAGUCCAUAUUGACUACAACUGUGUACCAUCUGUCAUAUACACUCACCCUGAAGUUGGUUGGGUUGGUAAAAGUGAGGAGCAGCUAAAGCAAGAAGGCAUACCAUAUAAAAUUGGAAAAUUUCCUAUGAUGGCAAACAGUCGUGCAAAAACAAAUAAUGAUACAGAUGGGUUUGUUAAAGUUCUUAGUCAUAAAGAAACAGAUCGGUUAUUAGGUGUUUACAUAGUUGCUAGCUGCGCCGGUGAAUUGAUUAAUGAAGCAGCACUUGCUAUGGAGUAUGGUGCAGCAGCAGAAGAUGUUGCUAGAGUCUGCCAUGCUCACCCAACCGUAUCGGAAGCUCUUCGAGAAGCCUGCUUAGCUGCUUAUUGUGGAAAAGCUAUCAACAGUAUUUAAAUUCUUGCCAUCAACAAAAUUUAAAUUCUUGCGCACUUUCUCACAAAUCUUUAUUUGCGUUUUUGUGUGUAUAUUUCGUAAUAAAUUAAUACUAUUAA